Malaclemys terrapin pileata is the source of this 1518-nucleotide messenger RNA. Its product is annotated as caM kinase-like vesicle-associated protein. The transcript has 11 exons. The coding region runs from base 111 to 1223 and encodes 370 amino acids. Gene Ontology annotation, molecular function: calmodulin binding; calcium/calmodulin-dependent protein kinase activity; ATP binding. The record is from RefSeq and is a predicted model, not a curated record. Gene Ontology annotation, biological process: peptidyl-serine phosphorylation. Gene Ontology annotation, cellular component: intracellular anatomical structure. Lineage: Eukaryota; Metazoa; Chordata; Testudines; Emydidae.
UGCGCUCAGAGUCCCCGGCGGCUCCGGGCAGGCAGGAGACGGAGCCGGGCUCCGGACAUGGCCCCCAGCGCCCGCGGGCGGCGGUGACUGGACCCGGACCCAGCCCCAGGAUGCCGUGGGGGUGUCUCCGGCUGCGGGAGGAGAAGAACUACAACUCCGUGGGCGACAUCACGGACAAGUACGAGAUCGGGGAGCUGCUGAGUGCGAAGGAGUUCUGUGAGCUGUGCCUGGCCCGCGAGCGCCGGACCGACCGGCUUGUCGUCUGCAAGCGGUUCCGGAAGAAGGACGGCAGGAAGGUUCGACAGGCGGCCCGGAACGAGAUCCUCAUCCUGAAGAUGGUGAGUCACCCCAACAUCCUUCAGCUGAUUGACACCUUUGAGACACGCAGGGAAUUUUACAUCAUCCAGGAGCUGGCGACGGGCGGGGACGUGUUCGACUGGAUUCUGGACCUGGGCUGCUACACGGAGCGAGACGCCAGCAGCCUGAUCCGGCAGGUGCUCGAGGCCCUGGCCUAUCUGCACAGCCUGCACAUCGUGCACCGCAACCUCAAGCUGGAGAACCUGGUCUAUCACACCCAGCAAAGCCGCGCCAAAGUCGUGCUCCGGGAUUUCUACCUGUCGCGCUUCGAGAACGGAGCCAUCACUGAGCCCUGCGGGACGCCCGAGUACCUGGCCCCCGAGGUCAUCGCCCGCCAGCGGUAUGGGCGCCCCGUGGACUGCUGGGCCGUGGGGGUCAUCCUCUUCAUCCUGCUGUCGGGGAACCCCCCGUUCUACGCCGAGGCGGAGCAGGACUCUGGUCGGGGGCAGGACCGGCAGCUCUUCCGUCAGAUCCUAGCCGGGGAAUACAGCUUCGACCCGCCCUACUGGGACGAGAUCUCCCCCGCCGCCAAGAAGCUGGUGUCGCAGCUCCUGGAGGUGGAUCAGGACCAGAGGAUCACAGCGCAGGAGGCCCUGGGACAUGUCUGGAUCGCGGGCAACGUGGCUUCGGAAAAGAACCUCAAGGAGGGGGUCUGUGCCCAGAUCGAGAAGAACUUUGCCAAAGCCAAAUGGCGGAAGGCCAUUCGAGUCACAACCUUCAUGCAGCGGCUCCGCGCCCUGGAGCCUGGCGUCCACCCCCCAAUGUCGCUCCCCGAGGUGACGGUGGACGAGCCCCGCCCCACAGAACCCCCCCCCACGGAGCGACCGAGUGAGCCAGCGGGGCCCACGGAAGAAAAGACGCAAUAACCCCUUUGUACAGCUCCGUGCACCCGGAUCGGACCCAGCGCCCCCUAGAGGGGAAAGGCCCCGGGGCCCAUUCCCAACCUGGCUCUGUCCCCACCCCUGCCCCCAGCUCAGGACCGGCCCAUGGGACUGGGAUGUGCAUGUCCAUCCAUCCAGGCCAGGUGCAUGUUUUCUGAAGAUGCUAUUUUAAUACAGAAAUCCCAGGCUGCCCCCCGCCCCCCUUGGACUUGAUCUUGUCCCCCCUGCACCUACAGGGAGCCUGGAAAUAACAAAAUAAACAGAGAUUCUGUCUCUGGCA